This is a messenger RNA of Zootoca vivipara (common lizard), 3280 nucleotides long. The record is from RefSeq and is a predicted model, not a curated record. Lineage: Eukaryota; Metazoa; Chordata; Lepidosauria; Squamata; Lacertidae.
AACUUUUGAGGUCGGGUUGGGGAAAUUAGGACUUCGGGUUCCUCGGGGCCGCUUUCAGUGGGCGGACAAGCAUUUCAAGGCAGGGGGACCCUGAUGGGUCUUGCGGGUUCCUCUGGAAAUCCUUUGGGGCUUGGGAACGGACGGGGAGCAGCCUUGUCUUGUUGAAGAAGGGGACGUUGAGAGACACACGCAGCCAUUUCUUCCUAUAUUACCCAGUGAUUUUGGGAAAUAACGGUCUCUGCUUUUUGUACUUUAUCUGGAGGUUUUGCAAUAAGGGCACAUAUUGGGUCGUGACAAAAAAUAAGGUUUCCGCUCGCAAAUUUAUCUUGUCCCACCUGCAAGCCAAGGACCUCCCUCAGUUGCUCCAUCUGGGUGCUGAGAUGCCACAGAUUACCACUUUGGUCUGACAUCUGUCGAAACAAGGCGUUUCAGGCUACAGCAUGUAGCACAGAUUAGUGUCUUUUGAGACAGUGAUGGCUUUUCCUCUUGAAUCUGAACAUGGAGGCCACAGGGACAGAUGAAGUAGAGAAAAUAAAAUCAAAGUUUAUGUCUGCAUGGCAUAAUAUGAAAUACAGCUGGGUGUUGAAAACAAAAACAUACUUUAGCAGAAAUUCUCCUGUCUUUUUGCUGGGAAAAUGCUACCAUUUCAAGACUGAGGAGUCAAGUGACACAUCACCAAAUGGGUCAAAUUAUGAUAUAACUGACGAAGGGUUUUCAAGAAACGUGGAAGAGUUCCGUAAAGAUUUUAUUUCCAGAAUAUGGCUGACAUACAGAGAAGAAUUUCCUCAAAUCAAGGGCUCAGCUUUAACAACAGACUGUGGCUGGGGCUGUACUCUGAGGACUGGCCAGAUGCUUCUAGCACAAGGACUUAUUCUUCACUUUCUUGGUAGAGACUGGACGUGGCCAGAUGCAUUUGUCAUUGAAAAUUCAGACUCUGAAUCAUGGACAAGUCACACAGUAAAAAAGCUCACUGCAUCCCUCGAAGCAUCACGUACAGGAGAGAAAGAAUUCAGGAACCAGUCAAGCCACCACAAUCAAGCCCCAAGGGGGAACUGGGGGAACGGAGAAAGGAGGGAUGAACACUUUCAUCGAAAAAUAAUAUCAUGGUUUGGCGAUUCUCCACUUGCAAAUUUUGGCUUGCAUCGCCUAAUAGAAUAUGGAAACAAGUCUGGGAAAAUAGCUGGAGAUUGGUAUGGGCCAGCUGUUGUAGCACACCUUUUGAGAAAAGCUGUUGAAGAGUCAAGAGACCCUGAGUUACAAGGAAUAACUGUCUAUGUUGCUCAAGACUGUACAGUUUACAAGUCCGAUGUUACCGAUAUGCAGUGCUCUUUCGCGGAUUCUGAAAAAUCGGAUGCCAAAUCUGUCAUCAUAUUAAUUCCCGUGAGGCUUGGAGGAGAAAGAACCAACAUGGAAUACCUAGAGUUUGUGAAGGGGAUCUUGAGUCUUGAAUACUGCAUUGGUAUUAUUGGUGGCAAACCUAAGCAGUCAUAUUACUUUGCUGGAUUUCAAGAUGACAGUUUGAUUUACAUGGAUCCUCAUUACUGCCAGUCUUUUGUAGAUGUCAGCGUAAAGGAUUUCCCCCUCGAGUCAUUCCACUGCCCUUCUCCAAAGAAGAUGUCUUUUAAAAAAAUGGAUCCUAGCUGCACUAUAGGGUUAUAUUGUCCAAAUGUGCAAGCCUUCGAAAGGGCUUCUGAAGAAAUAACUAAGAUCCUGAAAUCCUCAUCUAAGGAGAACUACCCUUUGUUUACCUUUGUAAAUGGGCAUUCUAGAGACUAUGAUUUUCUGAUGAGUCCAGUCCUGGAAGACAGAACCCUUUUCUCUGAGGAUGAAAACAAAAAGUUGAAAUGUUUUAGUACUGAGGACUUUGUCUUGCUGUGAGGACAUUUUAUUGUAUUUAUUCAUUUGAAAUAUUUAUGCCCCAUCUUUCCACCUGUCAGGAUCAAUAAUGUGGCUUAACAUUUAAUAUUCAAAACAACAGAUAAAACCAUUAGACAGCUUAACCGAAAGCAUCAAUUCACAGAAAGAUAGAAAUAAAGCAAUCCAGGUCUGCUACUGAUGAUCAAUUCCACCAUUUUCUAAAUCCCAAAAAGUUGGGGAGGUGGGCGAAGAACAAAAAAAAACCCUCUUGGAAGAGAAUCCCACACUCUAAGCACCACAACAAAGAAGACCCUGCUUUGCAUAGUUACUCUCAACAUUUCUCAGGGCAGGGGAGUCAGAGCAGAGUUUCUAGCUGUGGCUCAAGUGAAGCCAUUGCUUCCAGGUGCUGAAGAUUCACACAUGGGCUAAUACAUACUGUAAUUUACCUGUCUGAUUUGCCUGAGGGAGAAGCAGAAAGGUGAAGCAAGUCCUGCCCCCCCAAAUCCCAUCUCAUGUAUGAAGUGGCAUCAAGUUGGGAUAUAUUAACUAUCGUUUGGACAGCCCUUCUCAUAGCGAACCCACAGUGGUGCAAGUGGUGGCCCUACCUGAAGCAGAUGUAUGCUCCUAGGUGUACAUCUAGGUGUGGUUUAUCAGUUUGCAUUAUACUUGAUGGGAAGCAGUAGUCUUGAUGCAUGUGAAGUAUCGGGGUACCUUCUUGCCCUGAAAGCAACACCAACAUCUGUAAAGGUGUUGUUGGCCUGGCCUCAGCAGCUGACUUAUUCUCUAGAGUUUUGGAUUUGUCCACCAAGCUUGCCAUAACAUAGUUUUACCUGCUGUGGCAGUUCCAGAGAACAGUAAGACAACAAUUUCCCUUUGAAAAUACAUGUGUUGUGUUCUUGAGGUUUCAGAUUUUGCCAACGUCUUGUUUUUUUAAAACACCCUUUCUUAGAUAGUUGAUGAAUAAUGAAAUGAUGUUAAAGGAAUAAAUCAUUGUUUCAGUUCAAAUAUAGUAGAAUAUUGAAGAAUAUGUGCCAGAGUUACUUUCUUUUUAUAGUUUUGCAGUGUAAUCUAAACAUUCCCUAUUCAAAUCAAUUUUUUGACCUUGACGCCACAUUAAGGCUUGGUUUUUGUUUCAUAUUUUUGGGGAUCCCCGAUUCAGAGUAUCUGUGGUGAACUUCAUUCAACCCACUAAAAGGCAGCCGGACAUGUGAGAUAACUUAUAUGGCGAGUUUGCAGUAUGGAUUCAAAUCCGUUGAGAACAAGUUUUUAGGAUGUUUUCUUAAUUUAAGAUUAAUGUGGAUAAAGAGCCAGCAAAUAAAAAUAUUAGUGUUACUCUGUCUGAACUCCCAUAGUGUUUAAUGACAUAAUCAUGAAGUGCCACUUCCAGUGUGCAUCUUGCUCAAAUGUGCAUCUACUUGGGGGG